AUGGCGAAUCAAUAUAUUCCUAAAAAGGAAGUUACAACAGAGAUUUUGAGAUUUCAACCUCAAAUUUUAGAACCAACAUACAUUAAUAAUGUUAAUUCAAAUUAUAGGGGAGGGCAAAAUCAAGUUAACUCAAGAAUAGCUUCUUUAUCAAAAAAUACCAAUUUAAAUAUUAGCAACAAUCAAAAGAAUAUUCAAUUAAAUCAACAAUUUAUACAACAGCAACAACAACAAUUUCCACCAUUAUCACCACCAGAAUAUUUAGAUAAUCAACCACUACAUCAUAGUAAUAAUAAUAGUCAUCCAAAUAUUCAAUCACAUAAUACUAAUAAUAAUCAAUUUCCAAAUCUAUCAACAACACCACCUCUUGAUCAAAAUUAUCAAUAUCAUCAACAACAACAUCAUCACCAUCAACAACAACAGUUUCCUCCACAACCAUUUUAUCAUCCAAUUAAUUUUCCGAGUUCAUCAUCUAAUAGUAAUAACUAUCAAACAUUUACAUCAUCUACAUCUCCAACAACUUCACCAACUUGUAACUACAAUGUAAAUACAAAUUCACCACCCCAGCAACACCUACUAUAUAGUAGUAACAAUAGUGUUAUACUAGAUGGUAGCAAUGAUGCUCUCUCACUCAACAAUUCUUCAUCAUCAUACUCACUUUCACCACAAUUGUAUUCAACACCAUCAUCACCACCUUUAAACUUGGGUACUUUAAUUUUAAAUCAAUUUUCUCAUAAUCAUAAUCCAAACAUCGUCAAUCACAAUAAUAACUUGAAUAAUAACUUGAAUAAUAAUAACAAUAUACACAAUAUUAAUACACAUACAUACAGUAAUUUAUCAACACCUAAUUUAAUAUCAUUAUCAUCAACAAAUGAUAUAUUACCAACACCAUCAUCAACAUUUUCAAAUGUAACAUCAACCACCACAACAACAACAACCACAAAUUCAAAUCAUGAUGAAACAAUGGCACAAUCUUUAAUUAGUAUAGCAUCUGACGAUGCCAAUCUUGAACUGAUUAGAAAGAAGCUGAGCAAAGGUUUCCAUGGUAUGAUCACCAAUCUUUUGCCACUCUGUGAGGAAAUAGACAAACUUCGCGGUGCCACCAAAGAGAAGAACGAUAAAAUGACUGAGCUUCACGAGAGAGUCAAUUUAGUUAUCAAAAAGAUCUACAAAGAAAAGAAGAACAAAUUACCAUUUCCAGUGAAAACCAACGAGAAAAAAGAAUAUAUUGAUCUGAGGCCUAGAAGAAAGAGAAAGAUGAAUGUAAAAUAUAAAGAGAAUGAAGAGGAUAUGCAGUGUCAAAGAUGCGGUGUAACCGAGUCACCAGAGUGGAGAAAAGGCCCAGAUGGUUGUAAGUCUUUGUGUAAUGCCUGUGGACUCUACUAUGCCAAAGCCAAAAGAAAGGAGAAAGAGAGUGCACUCAACCAAAUUCAAAUGCAAUCGGCAUCCACCAACAACACUACCGGAACACCAUUCACCGGUCACACUUCCAACUCCAUCAAUAUUCACAAUUUGAUCAACAAAAGUGGUGGUAAUGUACCUGCUGUAACAACAUCAACAACAACAACAACAAAAACUACAACUGGUCGUACCGAUUUAACAAAUGCCACACCCAAAAGCAAACAAAACGAUAAUAGUAAUAACAAUAACAAUCAGAGUAGUAGCGGUAGUGAAUCAACUUGUUUAAUAGUUUUGAUUGUUGGUGCGAUUGGACAUGUUUCAUAUUUUUAUACAGAUUUAUUCACAAACAAUGUGACGAUAAGUGAAAUGACAUCGGAUCAGCGAGAGGAGCUCAUCCAGUCGACAUCAAAGAAACAUAAUAUUCGACCAACUAUUUUCGUAUCGAUGGCGGCAUACAGAGACAAGUUCUGCUCGGACACACUCAACUAUCUAUUCGAGAAUGCACAGCAUCCAGAGAAUGUAUUUGUUGGUCUGGUCGAUCAAGGUUCGGAACUACUCGAUCAAGAAACCACACCAAAAUAUCCAGACUGGCCAAACUCUCAUUGCUAUCGCGGCUUGAAUCUGCCGCCAGAACUCGUCAAGACAAACAUCCGGCGUGUAGCAAUGGAAAUCAAAGAUUCGGCAGGUCCCACCAAAGCGCGUUACGAAGCGUCGCUACUCUAUAGGAACGAGACCUACUACAUGCAGAUCGACAGUCAUUUGCGAUUCAUUAAACACUGGGAUACCUAUAUCCUCUCGAAUCACUGGUCGCUAAGAGACUUGGCGCCAGCCGGAAAGAAUGGAAUUCCGCGCGCCAUCCUCUCACACUAUCCACCACCCUACGAAGCCGAUACGCCAGGACUUCCACACGACGAUCAAUCGCAAGUUCCCAAGCUGUGUAAGGCGGUGUUUAACGGUCGUGGACUGAUAACAUUCAACGCCUACACACUGCGGGCAACCAAGAUUCCCGCAGAGUCGCCAUUCGUCGCCGCCGGAUUCUUUUUCGGAACCGGUGAAUUCCUCGAGACCGUUCCAUACGACCCACAUCUCCCAAAUAUGUUUGAGGGUGAAGAGAUUCUACAUACCGUUCGUAUGUAUGUCAAUGGCUAUCGAUUCUUUGCACCGACAAUCAAUAUUUGCUAUCACUACUACACAAGACAAGGACAACCAAAGUUCUGGGAGGACAACAAUAAGUACUGGGUCGAUAUGCAAAACAGCGUCGAUCGUGCCAAAUAUAUUUUAGGACUCAACAACACAGAACUCGAUCUUUCACAAGCGAAAUAUCAAGAUAUCGAUCGAUACAACAUUGAAAACAAGACUUUGGUUUCAGAAUAUUGGAAACAUUAUGAAAUCGAUUUUGAAAAGAAUGAAAUGAAUUAUCAAAAAUGGUGCGAUUAA
This is a messenger RNA of Heterostelium album PN500, 2835 nucleotides long. RefSeq names its product GlcNAc transferase (gene gnt2). Gene Ontology annotation, biological process: regulation of DNA-templated transcription. The record is from RefSeq and is a predicted model, not a curated record. Bases 1 to 2835 code for a protein of 944 amino acids. Gene Ontology annotation, molecular function: sequence-specific DNA binding; zinc ion binding. NCBI's taxonomy places the organism in Eukaryota, Evosea, Eumycetozoa, Acytosteliales, Acytosteliaceae. The transcript has 8 exons.